Molecule: messenger RNA, 529 nt
Organism: Drosophila kikkawai
Lineage: Eukaryota; Metazoa; Arthropoda; Insecta; Diptera; Drosophilidae
Gene: Cox17
Product: Cytochrome c oxidase copper chaperone COX17
Biological process (GO): mitochondrial respiratory chain complex IV assembly
Cellular component (GO): mitochondrial intermembrane space
Molecular function (GO): copper ion binding; copper chaperone activity
Source: RefSeq, a predicted model, not a curated record
UUUAUUACACAUCAGACAGCCCGAAAUUCCAGUCACCUGACAACCCUGUUUUGUGAACUUGAAUUUUACUCUGUUUUGUGUGUGAAUUGUGGUGAAAUAUUCGUCUAGAAACCAGGACCACACACACACGCACAUCUUUGCAUCGUAACACAAUGGGAGCCAGUACGUCCAAGGGAGUCGGAGUGGCCCAGGCAGCAGCCAGUCCCAGCAUUCCGCCGGCCGAGCCAGUCGGUGCCGCCGGCGUCGCCGAGAAGCCCAAGUGCAAGGCCUGCUGCGCCUGCCCCGAGACCAAGCGGGCACGUGACGCCUGCAUUGUGGAGAAUGGCGAGGAGAACUGCACGUCGCUAAUUGAGGCGCACAAGAAGUGCAUGCGCGAUGCCGGCUUCAAUAUCUAGACGGUAGUCGGAAGAGUCCCCAGUGCCAGAGACCUCCUCGAUCCAAUGCAACGCUCCUCCUCCUCCUCCUCCCAUUGUUUUUGUUUCUGUUGUAUCUCAAGCUAAUUAUAGAACUAAAUUAAUUGAAAAACCCA